Molecule: messenger RNA, 2745 nt
Organism: Engraulis encrasicolus (European anchovy)
Lineage: Eukaryota; Metazoa; Chordata; Actinopteri; Clupeiformes; Engraulidae
Product: kelch repeat and BTB domain-containing protein 13
Exons: 1
Coding region: 197-1738 (513 amino acids)
Molecular function (GO): protein binding
Source: RefSeq, a predicted model, not a curated record
ACCUCCUGUAGUGCCGACACACUCGCUCGCUCCUGUUUAAAAACACUCCACACACUCACUUUGUUUUGCUUGCCUCACUUGCCAGACAGAAGUUCCCAAAAGACCCCUUAAACUUCGGGCCUGGCAAUACUUUCCAGCGAAGAUCAUCGGGUGGAUUUCUUUAGCAAGCAAUACAGGGGUUUUCCCCCCGUCCGUCAUGGAAGCCCUCCUUACCAGCUGUCCGGGGCAUGGGGCUGACACGGUGCCCCAGUUUAGUGGCUUGGAGGUCGGGGAGGGAGAGAAGCCGGCAGGGGCAUUGAGGGUACGUGUGGAGGACUGCGUUUUCACAGUGGAUCGCUCCCUGCUAGCAGCCAGCUUUGCGUACUUCCAGGGCCUGUUCCGUUCUGGGAUGCGGGACAGUGGCCUGGACGAGAUUUGCCUGCAAGGUGGGCUACAUCCAGCUGGGUUCCUGAUUGCUCUGUCUGUUGUCCGAGGUGAACGGCCCCCGUUAGCUGAUGCCGAUUGCCUCAUGCAGGCUGUGGAGUGUGCUGCCUUCCUCCAGGUGGAGGCGCUAGAGAGCCACCUGGCCAACAUCUUGGACACGGACAACUGCCUGCUACUCUGCCAGGCCGCGGCCACUUUCGGCCUGCACAAUCUCUUCAACAACGCCGCCACGUUCAUCCGCGACUCCUACCGUGACCUGAGGUGGGCAGCGGAGGAGUCCUUGCACCCGGACAUACUGAGCUACAUCGAAACCAUCACGCCAGCCUCUUUUAUUGCCCUGGGCACCCACACUCCUUCCAUGGAGAUGCUCCACGAUUCAUACCGUACUGUGUGCCACCUGGACGAAGAGGAGGGAGCGUGGAGAAUUCUUACCGACCUUCCUGUGGAUUCAAGCACCUCUAUGGCCGGUGUUGCUGUCUUGGACGGUCGGCUGUACGUUAUCGGAGGUGUCGUGGGGGUCAGCAAGGUCACGGUGGACCGUGGAUUCUGUUACGACCCGCAGACAAACUCUUGGACCGACAUACCAGGUCCAGCUCAGUCCCGCUAUGACUUCACCUUACUGGGGCUGGAGGGUAAACUCUACGCGUUUGGGGGCGAGCACGGCCGGAAGAUCAUGUCAUCUGCCGAGGUGUUUGACGCGGCGACGGAAACCUGGUCCUUCAUCCAGCACACCCCGAGACCCGUGGGAGGUGCCGCCGGGGCGGUGUGUCGCCGUAGAAUCUUCGUGUGCUUCUGGAAGCCUCCCAACACCACAGACGUCUACGAAUAUGUGCCCUCCGAGGACGAAUGGACGCUCGUCACCACCAUGGUGCACCACCAAAGCUACGGCCACGGCAUGGUCGCGCACCGUGACAACCUGUACGUCAUGCGUAACGGGCCGAGCGACGACUUCCUCCGCUGCCUGAUAGACUGCUAUAACAUCACCACGGGCCAGUGGAGCACCCUGCCGGGACACUACGUCAACAGCAAGGGGGCGCUGUUCAGCGCGGUGGUCAGGGGGGACUCUGCGUUCACCGUCAACAGAUCCGUCACCUUGGAGUUUAGCGUGGCCCCGAACGGGUGGAAGAGGCGCAGGGAGAUGGAGGGGUUCCCCAAGAGUGGGUCGCUGUGGACUUGUCUGCUGAGGAUACCCAAGAAAGGAUUACUGGAGGAAGAGGGGAAGGAAGAAGAAGCAGGAAGGACAGGCAUCACGGAGGAAAACGGUGUACAUGAAGUCAAAGAGAAUGGCCUGGAGAACGGUGAAGAUCACAAAUAGGAGACUGGACGAAAAGCACAUAUACACACAGGAGGCACCUCAACGUUAGCCAGACCACAUACUCCUAGUGACGCAACACCUUCAGCGUUGCUUCUAGACAGGCCAGGAGCAAUACAAAUAUCAUUUCUGAGCUCCAAACAAUCGUGCACUUCUCCCAUUUUGUCUCUGGAAGCAAACAACCAGUAGCAAACCCCGCCCCGGGUCAACCAUACAGUUUUGGGAAAUGUUAAUUGUUAUGCUCUUGGUCAGAUCAAGUCUGGAGGAGAUUUGAAUACCAGGCUUCCUCAAGGUGGCAGAGACAGAAAUAUUGUUAAGCUAAAAAUUCCUGGCAGACACUACUUCUACCUCUGCUGCUAACACAGGUGAUUUUACUGAUUAGCUCAUGUACCUGGCUGAAGAUGUGGUAAUUAGGAUCAGCUCCACCCUACAAAGACAAAGUGCUGUAUAGUAACUACGAGAAAAAAUUGAGAAAACUGAAACUGAGAAAAAUGCCUUCAAAGGUUUGGUAUUAGGUUGAAUAUUGUGGUUGUAGUUGUGCAAAUUUAACAUAGCAUAACAUAGCAUAAAGGAGGUGUUAUGAAGAGCAUAUUCAGUAUAAACUCAAUUUUGACCAAAAAAUGUAGUUACUGGACUUUGUCUUUGUAGGGCAGAACUGUUUCAUUGAACUGUCUGUAGCAAAUAUGUGUCAGUGUCUUUUACAUUCUGCACACGGGUUGUCCGCCCCCACAAGGAAGCUUGCCUCCAUCAGAGCAAUGUCACACCUUGGACUCUGGGAAAUGUGACCUCCUAAUCGACGCUCAGGCCAAAUAGAUGACAGGACACACAUCAAGGCUUGAUAACAGUAUUGAUGAAGUAGCAGAAAAUGGUCUGGUAUAAGAUGAGGGUCAAAAAUAGAUAGUUUCUUUAUCAAAAUAAGCCCUUCAUUGUCUGAAGAAAAUAUGACGACAAUUAAAAAAUAGGCAUAAUUUGUAAUAUAUGAUUUUGUUGAAUAAACCGAUUUCUACAUG